Molecule: messenger RNA, 665 nt
Organism: Micropterus salmoides (largemouth bass)
Lineage: Eukaryota; Metazoa; Chordata; Actinopteri; Centrarchiformes; Centrarchidae
Product: ena/VASP-like protein
Exons: 2
Coding region: 32-403 (123 amino acids)
Biological process (GO): positive regulation of actin filament polymerization; actin polymerization or depolymerization
Molecular function (GO): profilin binding; SH3 domain binding
Source: RefSeq, a predicted model, not a curated record
GCAGAGUAUCUGCCAGGCACGGGCCUCCGUCAUGGUCUACGAUGACACCAGUAAGAAGUGGGUGCCCAUCAAGCCUGGACAGCAGGGAUUCAGCCGCAUCAACAUCUACCACAACACUGCCAACAACACCUUCAGAGUGGUGGGCGUCAAACUGCAGGACCAGCAGGUGGUUAUCAACUACUCCAUAGUGAAGGGCCUUAAGUACAACCAAGCCACACCGACCUUUCACCAGUGGCGGGAUGCCAGGCAGGUCUAUGGCCUCAACUUUGCCAGCAAGGAGGAGGCCACCACCUUCUCCAACGCCAUGCUCUUUGCCCUCAACGUUCUCAGUGCACAGGAUGGAGGUGUGUCUCCCCUCAGUCUAUCACACGAUCAUGGCACACUUGGAAUAAUGCUUAAGUAGCCUAUAAUGGAUAAUUUCCUUAUUUUAGGAAAAGCUCACACACUUGUUACCCACCUGCCCCUCAGCUUCACAUAUUGCCAAUUCAAAAAGCAGAUUGAACAAACAUUACAAACACAACUUGGGAAAAGUUCAUGUGAGCAAAUAAAAUGCUUAUCAUCAUCUUGAAUGAUUGUCAUUUUUGGGACAGGUAAACUGACCUUUAUCAUAACAGUAAAAAGAGAGAGACUUGUCAGAGAUGACAGUCACACACUUAGAUUCUUGA